Tachysurus fulvidraco (yellow catfish) is the source of this 3045-nucleotide messenger RNA. RefSeq lists its product as uncharacterized. NCBI's taxonomy places the organism in Eukaryota, Metazoa, Chordata, Actinopteri, Siluriformes, Bagridae. The coding region runs from base 1099 to 1896 and encodes 265 amino acids. The transcript has 5 exons. The record is from RefSeq and is a predicted model, not a curated record.
CGUAUCCAGUGACGUCAGACUCGGCACUGAUGGCUCUCUAGCCAAUGGAAAGGCAAACCGGUUCUUAGAAGGAUCGGCAGUGGAACUAACUUUGAACCAGCACUCGGUUCUUUUUGGUGGGAAAGGGGUAUGGGUGAAUCAGGCUCUGCUAUGGAGGUUCUUGCUGGAGCAGGACACUGUUGUGACAUCUGUACAUCAUGACCACCUUCAUUAGGUCUAGUUUUCAGUUUCUGUUACACAAGAAAAAAAAAUAAAACACUAAACAAACUUUACUGUAAGCAGAAAUGUGCAGAAAUGCUGAAAUCUAGUGGACGUCUGCAGGAACCUCUAUAAACACACACUACUCCAUAGAUCAUCUCACCAGACGACCUCACACUGAAACUGUUCAGAGAAAUGAUGGAUAAAUAUAUAAUAACUAAGUCACUAACGUGUGUGUGUGUGUGUGUGUGUGUGUGUGUGUGUGUGUGUGUGUGUGUGUGUGUGUGUGUGUGUGUGUGUGUGUGUGUGUGUGUGUGUGAGAUCUGCUUCCUCAUUUAAACAUGAUGUAUAUUUUCUUGUUGUGUUUUAAACUGUAUUUUGUGUUUGGUUUCUGUUGGAGAUUCCAGAAAAGAACAAGAUCUUCCUGAGAGACUUUUUUACUGAAGAAGAACAAACAUAAAACCUUCUUUUUUCCUACAGGAUAUGAUGUAAUCUUUACCCACAUGUCCCCUGUGACAGGAUCUCUUACCUCAAGUUUUUUCUACUGCAUGUUGAAUCAAAGGGGAAACACACACUGAUGUUUCCAGACAUGUUUACAUACACACACACACACACACACACACACACACACACACAGACAUAUAGAUAAAUAGAAGCCAUGAGCAGAAAUGAGAGAGUGUUUGUCAAAACUGUAAAAGCUUUUUCAUUUUGUUUACAAUAAAAAACAUGCACACAAAUUGUUGAGGAAAAUAUUGAACAAAUAGAUAAUGUCUAAGUCACUAAAGAUGCUGUGUGUGUGUGUGUGUGUGUGUGUGUGUGUAACAGUUGAAAUGGCGACAGCAACAAGUGGACCAGCUUGUACAGGAGGCUGUAGGAGGAACAGAGGAGAAGAUUAGAGAAAUGGAGAAGUCAGUCGAUCAGCUGCAGCAGCAGUACAAGUACACUAUAUAUAAAGACCAGGUCAAAGUGUUCUGCAGUGACCAGAGGAGACAGCUGAUAAACAGGCGACUGCUACCUGCAGUAGAACGUGUAAAGAAGCAUGAAGAGUGGAAAAAGGAGGACACUGAAAAUUUGGAGAGGAAGCUGAAUCAGCUGAUGUACCUGUACAGGAAAUCUGAACAAUUAAAUGAUGUCUUAUUGCUCUGCAUGGAACUGAGGUCACAGAUUAGCUGGAACAGAUUACAGUACAGCAAAGAAGAACCUUUUCUGACCAAGAGAAGUGAGUUGAACAGGAAACUGCGUGAUGUGGAACAGCUUGUACAGCAGGCUAAAGCAGGGACAAAGGAGAUCACAGAAGCGGAGAAAGCAAUAGAUGUGGUGGAGCUGCAGUACAGCAUCACUGAAUAUACAAAACACGUCUCGAUGCUAUGUGAUGUAAAGAGGACACAGCUGAAUCACCUGUAUAGUGAUGAAGGUCUAAUGAGGACAGAGGACAGAGAGUUGAACAGUCGAGUGGAUCAUGUGGAAAGGCUUGUACAGCAGGCUAAAGGAGGGACAGAGCAGAAGAUCAGAGAAGCUGAGGAGGAGAUCAGUCGGCUGGAGCUGAAGUACUUCACCACUAAAUAUUCAGGACGUGUCUCAUUGUUCUGCACGACAAAGAGGGCAGAGAUGUUCUGGUACAGACUACCACACAGUGAUAAAGAACAGAUAAUGACUGUAAAUAUAGAGGGUGAGAGCAGCAGGUAUCAAGCUCCUUAGUGGUGUGGAUGAGAUGGAGAAACAUCUGAUGGAGAUCAAGUCUUGUGGAGGGAAGAGAAUGAGUUAAAAGACCAACAUAGACACACAAACACACACACACACACACACACACACACACACACACACACACACACACACACACACACACACACACACACACACAGUAUAAUCCAGACACAGAUUCUGGAUCUGUUACAGUUCAACAGAUCAAAGUAACCCAAUUCCUGUAGAUUUUGUUUAAAAAAAAAGUGUUCAUGUGUCUGCUGUAAACGUCUUUAAUGUUGUUUUGAUUGUAAUUGUUUUUUUUCUUGUGUUUAACAUCUUGAACAUUUUACGUUUGAAGAACAAAAUGUUAAAGAUCUGCUCCAGCUGUUACACCAAUAAUAUGAUUAAUAUGAACAUGUUGAGUAACAAAGCUUCAUGCUGUAACAUGAAUGUGGUGAUUUUACAGUUGUUGUUUUUUUUUCAGAUUGUAGAUUGUGUGUCAGUGUUUUUGAAGGUUUUUGUCAUUUUACUGCAUCCUUUUUUUACAUUUAUUUAAAUAAACUAACCCAUAUUGUAGAGGUUAUUGUAGAGGUUGACCACAGGAACUGAGGAUGUUUUGAAGCUGUGAUUUAAUGUGCAGAUGAUAAUAGAGAAGAGAUUUUGGUGCUUUUCUUGUGGACAGAAUGAAGCUGUAGACAUAAGAAGUAACUAAAUGAACAGACUGAUGUUCCUGAGCCGUGUCUUCAGACUAACACUGUCAGGAUGAAACUCUGCAGACGUUCUGAAGUUUCUCUCAGCAGAUUUACUCUGAUCUUUGUUUCAUGAUGAACACAAUUCACUUCAUCUCUUCUCACUGGAUUUGCUUGAGGAAAAAAAGCUUUUCUGUAUUUUGUGUCGCAGAAACAUUUCUGUGGUGUAAAAAUGUUUGUGCUGCAUGUUUUAUAAUAAAGGGCAGCGUCGCUGUUUUUAUAGCUUCCACACUAACACACUUACAGCUACACAAACUUAUACACAAACAUAUAAACUCUUAUACACACAGUUACAGCUACACAAACUUAUACACAAACAUAUAAACUCUUAUACACACACUUACAGCUGCAUGUAUCAUUUACUCUGUAUGUGCUUUUAAAGGCAGAAUAAAUACAAGUAUCUUAGAUCAUUUUA